This is a messenger RNA of Trypanosoma brucei brucei TREU927, 1608 nucleotides long. RefSeq lists its product as hypothetical. NCBI's taxonomy places the organism in Eukaryota, Euglenozoa, Kinetoplastea, Trypanosomatida, Trypanosomatidae. The transcript has a single exon. The record is from RefSeq and is a predicted model, not a curated record. Bases 1 to 1608 code for a protein of 535 amino acids.
AUGGCCGUGCAAACUCGCUUUAAGUGGCGGCACAAGGAGACGGACCGCUGGCGGCGACUAAUGGACGCGACUUGUGUUCCCCUAGACUGGAUCGGACAGACUCGGGGCCCAUCCUUCACACAAUACAGCGGGCACUGGACACAUCUACUCACCUGCGCGCAUGUCAUCACGCCAUGGGACUAUCCAAAUUUUUAUCCCCCGAAAGGCCCGACGCGGUUUGUGUCCCGCAUAACCCUCGCUGACACCAUGACACAGGUUCGCCUUGUUUCACUGCAAGGUAACGCGGUUUACAAGCACUUCACUUCAAAUCAACACGUGUUUGUGCACUCCAACCCACGACUUGAUCUCUGCGUCUUACACCCCGAGCAGAAUCUGCGGCGCAGUGGAGAGAUGAAGAUGUUGUGGAUGCAAAAUGAAGGGCAUGUUACGCGACCCCGCCUGGAGCUUGUAAAACCGCUGGAGGUGGGGGAUCAUGUUUGGGUAUAUGGCAUGACGGCCCAUGAAUCCCUUUUUGAUGAGGAAGGAGGACCGGAACCCCUCAUGAUCCCAACGGGAAUCCGAGCUCGCGUGCAUGCCUUGACACGGGAACAUUUCUUUAUCGACACAAAGUCUAUUGAAGGUGCUGAACGAGGGUGUGUGGGUAUGGGAAUGUGCGGCUCUGCUGUGAUGCGUAAUGGACGUUGUGUUGGGAUGUUAACGGCAACUGUACAUGAGGAAAGUGACUGUAAGGAGCUUGCUGGCACUGCCAUGUGUACCUACGCCUCAGACAUCUUUGAGUUUCUACUGGAGGUAGAGCGACAGAUGAAGGCAUUACCCCCAAGUCUAAACCGCCAGGAGACCAUGUUUCAGCAGCGUCGCCGCGGCGAGGGAUCGGAGGAAUAUGAGAAACAGCGUGAGACAGAAGGCAAGGAAUGGGAUUUGGACCAUACGAGGCUGGCACGCCACAUACCCGUACCCGUAUCGCUGUGGCAUAUGGAAGAGAAAUGGAUAACAGAGGAAGAUUACAUGACAAACAAAGUGUUCGGUCGUGGAGGGCCAUUUAACCAGGAAACUCAGGAAAAUAUUCUUGGAUACGACAUGAACUCGUCUAAAUCAUACGGGGAGCGGCCCGGGGAUAUCGCCUCCGUGUCUACUGCAACGCAAGACGGUAAACCAACAAUGCAAGGCGAGCGGAAGGAUUACAGCCCAACUGGAAUCUACGCCGAUCACGAAGACUUCAAGACAAGUGAUGUGUGGGACUACAACGUCAGCUCGGAAUUGCGGUCGCUCUUUGACAAGGGCGUUGACGCCAAAGAUGCCCACAGUCUCAAUAUGAUGCGCAAGUCACUCGAGAAUAUCCGUGCACAGCGUGCAAUGGAAAAAAUGAAAGAAACAGUAAUGAAAGCCCCAGGUCACAGUGAAGACCCCCUCAAUGUGGGAAGCAUGGGUCGGUACGACGUCAAUAUGGAAGAAAGCAGUGCCCAGGCGUUCACUCCAGACAUGGAUGAUGAGGUACGGGCCGCAGCGCGAAAGGAAGAAAAGUACCAUGAGGAGCUGCGGCGGCGGCAUGGCAACAAAGCGCGGCCAUUUGGUGACGAAGAUCUGAGAGGAUUGUGGGAACCUCAUUAA